Messenger RNA from Lodderomyces margitis, 3336 nucleotides. RefSeq names its product Ifh1p (gene IFH1). Gene Ontology annotation, molecular function: transcription coregulator activity. Bases 1 to 3336 code for a protein of 1111 amino acids. Gene Ontology annotation, biological process: regulation of ribosomal protein gene transcription by RNA polymerase II. The record is from RefSeq and is a predicted model, not a curated record. NCBI's taxonomy places the organism in Eukaryota, Fungi, Ascomycota, Pichiomycetes, Serinales, Debaryomycetaceae. The transcript has a single exon.
AUGCCGAAAAGUCUUGCUAACAAAAGCCCUUAUGACAAUUCCAAUAGGGCCAAAUCGCAAGCAAACAAGAAUAACAACAACAGCAAUACAUACCUGAAGCCACAAACACAUCAUGCACAACAACAAUAUGGUGGUAAGAACUUGAAAGCGUUUAGCAAACGUAGAUUUAGUAUUGCCAAUUCAACAAGUUCAUCUUCAUCACAAGAUUACUUGUCUGACAAUGAGUCAGAGAGAACAAGGACCCCGAAUCAGAACAAAUCAGGCUCAUCAAAAAAUGUGCACUACAUCGAUUCAGAUUCAGAUUCAUCUUUGACUGCUAUUUCCGAUGACGAAUUUGCAAAGAGUUUUCAACAGAUGGGCAAGAAAUCGCGAGGCAAAAAGACUGUCAGUGGUAAAAAGGGGAAAACUUAUGGCAGAAAGGCAAUACCGAGAAAAUCUCUUGGUUUGUCGAAACAGGAUCUCCAAAAUUAUGAGAAUGAAGUCAUUGCCGUUUCAUCUGGCGACGACGAUAAUGAUGAUGAAGUCGAUGUUUCAGAUUUGAUUUCGGAUACCACCAGAACUUCCAAAGCGGGCAGUGAUCAAGAAGAUGAGAGCGACAAUGAUGACGAUGAAAAAGAGCAUAUUGCUGGAUUAUAUGCUCUCAUGAACAACGGAAAGCAGUUACGUGCUAAUGACUCAGAGGAGAGUAAUGAUGAAUCGAACGACUCCAACGAUGGUUCAGAUGGAGAGAUGGCUAGUUCAUCAGAUGACGAUUCCGAUGUUGAUUUUGUCAAGCUACAGAAACAGCAAAAGGCUAAUGCUUUGCAAACUGCAAGGGCAAGAAAGGGGUUGAAGAAGGAACAAUCCCCGAAUGGCUCUAACGAUGACGCUUCAGCUUCAGCCGAUUCCAAUUCAAGCUCUAUUUCAAAAGAGGGGCAAGAUAAAGCAAAGAAUAAGGGCAGUACAAAACAAAGAAAAAACUCGAUCAAAUAUGGGAGAAGGAAAUCGGAUGUUAUUCUACCCGACAUAAACUUUAAAUUUGAGUUUGAUAAGGUUGAGAGAGAUGAAGAUGACGAUGAUGAAGAAGAGGAAGAGGAGGAGGGGGAGAAGAAGAAGGGUGCGUGGGAACAACAUGGAGAGCUGAAACCUGAUCUUACUCUCAAACCAAACUCAGUCGAAGAGGAAGAUGUGGGUGAAGAAGUUGAUUAUUCCCCAAGUUUGCCCUUGGACACCGACCAACAGCAAAAUUUUGACUUUGAGUUUGACCAUGAUCUUUUACAUAUUCCUAAAAUGAAUGAUAGUGAUUUGAACUCGGAUGAGGAUUAUGAAAUUGAUGAUAAUGAAUUAUUGGCUACUUUGCAAGCUGAAAAUGAUGUUGAUGAGUUUUUGCCACUGAUUGCAAAUGAUUCAGGUAUUUAUGAUAAAACUUCUCGAGAAAAGAGUUCAGUCAAUGUAGGUCAAAGUGGGUCGGUGGUGUUGGCGUCAGAAGGUACCGAUGCAGACCUGGAAGGUGUCACUGGUGACGACUACGAAGAUGAUGACGAUGAAGAUGAUGAAAACGAUCCCUUUUUAAAGGAAGAAGAGAAGUUUCUUGUCAAUGAAUUUGAAAAUAAUGGAUUUGAUGAUAACGGUGAUGGCAAGUUUGGCAGUCGAAUUGUUGGUGAAAAGGAGCACAACGACGACGAAGAGGAUGAAGAAGAUGACGAUGAGGACGACGAUGAGUUUACAUUUGAUGAUAGCGAGUACUCGACUUCCAAAAGAAUUGUCAAUUCGUUCAAAGGAAUUGGUGAAGACCGUAGUAAACCAAUUGUUGAAUAUGAAAGCAGUGCUUCUCAAGAAAGCGAUUAUGAUGAAGAUGACUACGUUGACUUUAUUGACUUUGAUGUGCCAUUUUUUGACGAAAGUGAUGUCGGUGGCUCUGCACCACCAGCUAAACAUUCAUUAACUUCACCAAGUAAAAUACCAAAGCACAAACAUAGCAAUAGCGAUGAGGAUGACGAUUCGUAUUUGUGGAACUAUUUCUUUAGUUCCGACAAUGAUUCAUCGAGUGAACCUGAGAAUGAUACUCUUGCUCGGCACCAUGAUAAUUUAUCGACAAGACAAAGAAGCAAAAGAAGAAGAAGUAGCAAAGGCAAAAAAUCAAAGUCGUCAGGUGCUGGUGCUCACGCCAAUGUCGAUGAUUUGUUUAAUGAAAUUGAUCACGACAAGACGUUCAAGUCGAAAGGUCCAGGGGAUCAGGAUGCAACAAAGUACAAAGUCAAGAAUAGCAAAGACUUUGGACUGCGAAUAGACGGCGGUCAUGAUGCGGCCAAGACGGUGUAUGGUGAUGACGAAGAUGGCUAUGGCAAUGCCUAUGACAGCUCUGAAUCAACAGAUGUUGAUGAGUCGUUGCCCAAAAAUACCAAUGCGUCUUCUCAAAUUGGCUCGAAAAAGGCCACCGAAGUACUUUCGUCGAAAACUGCCGAUUAUCGUCCUCCAAUGUUGGGGUCGUGGGUUACUAUUGAUAGCAAGCCAUUUGGGAUUAUUGAUGGAAUGAGUACACGUUCAUUACAGCAACAACAACAACUGCUGCUGCAUCCACAUCAUCAACAUCCACAACAGCAACUGUCAUCGGUUAAUAAAUCACAAGAACCUCGUGGAAUGCCGUUGGACCAUAAUGCACUUUCACCGGCGUCGCGUGCAUUGGCGGGAGUAGGACAAAGCAACUUAUCCAAUCAGUCGAUAUCAAAGAGGAAAAGCAUAGGACAAAUACGGCAUAACCCAUUAUCAUCACAAGUACAAGUACAGGGCCAGGGCCAGGGCCAGCCUAAUUCGGAUGAGCUGCUGGUUUUGGGUUUGGAUGACUUACUUAAUGUGAGUGAAUUAGAUAAUGACGAUGAGAAUGAUGUGAGAAUAUGGCGUGAUUUCAACAAUGCCCAGAAAUCAAGAGUGCCAUUGGGUGCAUUUAGGAAUAAGUCUAUACUUCACAAUCACCAUCAUCUUCAACAACAACAACAACAACAGGAAAAGCAGCAAGAACAAUUAACCCAUCAUCAGCAUCACCGUCGUAAUAGCAAAUUACAUAAUCAUCAACAACAACAUCCAGGUAAGCACAAUAUAAACCUGGUGCAGCAGCCAACAGGUGCAGUCAAGAGAAGAAAAUCAUCAGCUGUUGGUAUGGGUACUGGUACUGGUACUGGUACUGGUACUGGUACUGGUACUGGUGGAAUUACCACUGGCAUUGGCGCUACAGGAGUGGCAGGUGCGCCUGGGUAUAGAUCGACAAAAUCGGGGUUGUUUAGUGAAGCAGCUUUGGCUAGUGUUGAGGAGAUGUUGGGUGAUGAUUAUGAUGUGAUGGCUUUAAUUGAACGGUUGUAG